Molecule: messenger RNA, 2067 nt
Organism: Chaetomium globosum CBS 148.51
Lineage: Eukaryota; Fungi; Ascomycota; Sordariomycetes; Sordariales; Chaetomiaceae
Exons: 6
Coding region: 1-2067 (688 amino acids)
Molecular function (GO): protein binding
Source: RefSeq, a predicted model, not a curated record
AUGACUGGGACGGCAUUCCUCGUCUACGGGAUGACCCUGUGCGCUUUCCUUGUCGACCGCCGCUCGACCAAGAGACGCUUCAAGUACAUUAAAGACCCCAAAAUGUCCGAGGCGGCGAUGCCGCGCAUCCAUUGGCUUCAAUGUGGCAACCAACGACCGGGAGCCGAUAUCUUGGGCCUGCACCCGGAAUUUGCCCUCCUACUGGCCAUUAUGUCCCCGCUUGUUGGGUUUACUUGCCAGUUUGUUGGCUUUCGCGGUCUCCACGGGUCCAUCACUCUCUGCCAGCUCGCUUGCACCCUCCUUAAGUCUAUGAUCCGCGCUUGGCUCCGCAGCAGCCGUCUCCGCCGAGAUCAGAAUCAAUUAGACGGCGCUACCCGCGUGUUCGAGAGUGACGAACCUGACUGGCAAGCCCUGCAUAUGAUCCUGGAGGAAAUCUCCCUUGGCCCCGUUUGGUGGGAGCUUUCCAGUUGGUGUCUCGAUACCGGACUUCAACGCUUGGCUCUGUCAGAAGCCGCCCGGUCCAGAUUGCCGGUGAAUGGCCAGGAGGCAUUGAUAGUCGUGUCUGAAGAAGAAAUUGGAAGCAGCAUUGGCGCGCCUCGGCUACCUCACUGCAGAUCAACUUCACCUCCUAACUCACAAUGGGAUCCGGAGCUGCAAGGUGUAGCUAAGCGGUUGCGGACGGCUCUCCAGGAAGCCGCCAGUUACAUCUUUCAAUUACUGGCUCAGGACAUUUUUAUCACCUUCAUAUUUGAGGCGGCAUCCAUCACGAACCAUCUCGGCGAUGUCUCGAUCCGUCAGCAGCCAAGCUCCUCAGUCGAUUCGAUACUGGGCAACCCCAAUACCACCUACACCAAGUUGGGUAGCGUGCACAUUGACGCGCUGGUCAGGAUUUUGUGCGAGUCAGGACUAGCUAAUGAGGAGGCGGCGCUUAUGAGCAUCGUGCCCGCAUUCUUUUACCAUUCCAAGUUACCCACGCUCGACGUCUCAAUCACAAUGCUGCUCGCCGACGCCAAGAAGCUGAGGAACGACGGGCAAUACGAGCAAGCCGAAACGCAUUUGAAAAACUUGCUCCGAAUCUGCUCGUUGGGCCAUCAAGAAAAGGCAGUGCGAGCUUUGGGCGAAGUCUGCCGCGGGGCGUUCAGGUCACCAGGCGGGAUUCACCGCAACUUCGGCCUCCAAGGCACGGCAAACAUGGAAAGCCCGCGGGUACAUGACUUGGCUUUCUUAUCGUACGCCGCGUUCAGGGCGCAGAAAGACUACUCUCAGCUGUCUGGAGUCCUAAACGCAAACACGUGGCACGGUGGCAAGCCCUUGGAGCCGAAAGCUCUGCCGAUACUCGAUAUGGAAACGGUCUCGGAACUACGCCGAGAUGCUGCCUUGCCCGGAGCUAGCUGGUCCCGCCUCAAGGUGCUUGUCUUGCGGGAGGAAUACGAUAUCAGGGGUCAAAAUAGCCUUGCUGUCCAAGAGUUGUUGUUUGUGGCCAUCGAGCGAGGAACGGUCGCUUCACUUGGCUUUUUGGCCGUUCUUUGGGCCGCAAGCCGACUGGAGGCGGAGGCGCGCGUGCCCGGCGACGCCGAAGAUGUCCUGAAGGAUGUGCUGGACUGGGCACUCGCGAGCUCAUUAGGCUGGGGCUUGGCCGACGGACAAAGAAACACGCCCUUGAUGUACGCAGUCAGCUCGGGGAAACUUGCAGUCGUGGAUCUUAUGUUGGAAGGUGGCGUCGAUUUCCGAGUCCGUAAUACCGCCGGUGACACGGCGCUCUCGAAGGCCGUUGCAAACGACCACUUCUCUAUCGCCACAACAAUUCUCAACAAAGGCAGACGAGCCGGUAAGCUUACCCACGACUAUCUCCAACACGCACUGUCACUGGCGUCCCGCCUUCGCAAGGAAAACUUUAUCAGACUUCUCCAGCAGCAUGGUGCCGGCAUCAAGGAUGGUUUAGAUGAGUCGGACACGGGACAAGUCGGUUCCUCUGGAAAUGGUCCGGAAAUGGAACCCGUUGGCCCAGCCACAGCGGAAGGCCAGACAGGCGCUGAAGACACCGAGCAACCCGCGGAUUCCCUGUAA